UACCAUGGGUUCUUUUUAAAAAAAAAAUUUUUUUUCUUCCCCUGGACUGGGGAUUGAAUGCAGGGCCUUUGAACUGAGUUACAUCUCCACCACUACCUCCUCCUUUUUUUUUUUUUUUUUAGACAGGAUCUCACUAUGCAGCCCAGGCUGGCGUGGAACUUGCAGCAGUUCUCCUGCCUCAGCUUCCCAAGUGCAGGGGUUUCAGGCAUGUGCUACCACACUGGGUUUAUAAUCAGCAAUUUGGAAUGCAUCCUUCGUGUUUGCACACAUACAUGAAUUUAAAUAUAUAUACAAUUAUAUUACCUAUAGUUACAUGCAAACAUGCAUUUAAAUAGUUUUAACUGUUGUUUUUGGUCUUUUCUGAGGCACGGUUUCACUAGGUCUUGAAGGCACAGCAAUCCGAGUUCUGGGAUUACAGAUGCCACAGAUUACACAGCCUUCUGAGUUCUGGGAUUACAGAUGCAUGCUACCAAGCCCAGCUAGUUUUGACUAUUGAAUGCAUUUUGUUUUGUUUUGUACCAAGGAUCGAACUCACAACCUUGCACUUGCCACGCAGGUGCUUAUGCUGCUGAGCUAAAUCUCUGGCUUUCUCUGUCUUCUUGAGUCAGGGUUUUGCUGUGCAGUUCAAGCUGGCCUUGAACUCAUUUUGUAGCCCAGGCUGGCCUCAAACUCAGGAAUCCUUCAGUUUUAGCCUCCUGAGUGCUGGGAUUACAGGUGUGCACCAGCAUUGGAGGCUUGGAGAUUGGGGGGGGGGGGUCUUCCGAGACAGGGUCUUUCUAAGUUUCUUUGUCUGGCCCUGAACUCAGGAUCCUCUGCCUUAGCCUCCAGAGUAGCUAGGAGUAUAGGCAUGCAUCAGUGCACCUGGUUUAUGGUUACAGGAUUUAAAUUAAGGGUCAGAUUUUUUUUUUUUUUUUUUUUUUUUUUCCUUUUUGGUACCAGGGGUUGAACUCAUGACCUGUGCAUGCCAUACAGACACUUGUGCUGCUGAGCUAAAUCCCCGGGGGAGAUUUCUUCCUUAUAGUACUUUUUAGCCUGUUUUCCUAGUGUCUGUUUUGUUAGUUUGUAUUCACUCAGGAAUGUGUCCAUUUCCUCUAAAAGUGGAUGACUUUCCUUCCCCUAUGUUACUGGAGCUGCACAGAGAUGCAUUGCAGGGAUUCCCAUAAUCUGCCUUUAUGGUCAGUGCCCCAGUCCUUUCAUGGCUGGAGCCUUGUCCUUGGGUUUGCCUUCUCGUGCACAGACCAGCAAAUUUCCUAGGCUCCAUCCAGGAAUAAAAUUACUCCACUGUUACAGCAUAUAAAUUUUGAAUUGACCCUAUGAUGCCUCCAUGAACAUUGCAACAAAUGUUUCUUUUCCUUUUUUCUUUCUCUUUUCUUUCUUUCCCUUUAUUGUCUUCCUUCCCCUUCUGCCUCUCCAUUCUUUUCUUUUUUAGGUAUUGGGCCCUGAACCCAGGGACCAAAUCUGCUAACAAUGCGGUCUACAGCUGAGCUACACCUUUUUUUUUUUUUUUGAGACAGGGUCUCACUGUGUAGUUCGUUCUCGCGUUGAACUCACCAUAUAGCCCAGGCUGACCUUCAACUCUGAGGGAUCCUCCUGGCUCAAGUUCCUGAGUGCUGGAGUAACAGGUGUGCACCAUCAUGCCCAGCUAACAGUAAUCUUUUUUUGGCUAAUUUGAUUUUUUAUUUUUCUUUUUGUACCGGGAUUGAACUCAGGACCUUGAACUUGCCAGGCAGGUACUUGUGCUGCUGAGCUAAUUCCCCAGCCAUGGUACCUAUUUUUCUACCCCUUCGUCAAAAAAUAUUGAUCAUUUUCAUUUUGACAAACUUAUGUGAUUAAACUGUUCUAGUUAGCUGGGGAUUUAGCUCAGUAAAUUUAGCCUGGCUGGCAAGUGUGAGGUCAUGAGUUUGAUCCCCAGUACAAAAAAAAAAAAAAAAAUUCUAGUUAGCAUGUCAUCUUAUUUCUUUUUCUAUUUAUUUUUUUGUGGCACUAGUGAUCAAACUCACAACCUCAUGCAUGCCAGGCAGGCGCUUAUACCACGAGCUAAAUCACCAGCCCUACAUCAUUUUAUUUCUUUGGAGUCCUGCAUAUUUUGUGUGCUUAUUGGCACUUGCAUUUCCUCUUACAUGAACUGCCUGUUCACACUCUUUGCCCAUUUUUCCUUAGGUAAGCCCAGGAAUUUUACCCAUUACAUUGGUGGGUAAAUAGAGGCUUGGAGAGAGGGGCACUUCAUCAGAAGAAUGGAUAUUUAUUGCUUUACAUGUCUUUCUGGGAGGAGCUACUUUCUUGUCCAUUUGAGCUCUGAAAGAACAGGACAAGACCUCUUUUUUAGUUCACUUAGAUUUUCAACACCAAGCCAGGCUCCAGGAAUACAGCACGGACCAAAAUAAAGGAAGUGCCUGCAGCAUGGAGCUUCUGGCUGGCUAGGACUGAGGGCUGAGCGUGUGUUUCUGUGGGAGAGGCAAUAAGCAAAGAUCACUUUUGGGGCUGGGGUGUGGCUCAGUGGUACAGCAUGUGCGAGGCCUUCGGUUCCAUGUUUUUAGCUCAGUGUUAGUUUGCCAGGAGAGGCGGUAGCUUAUCAGGGUCUUGGGGGGGCUGUGUGCCGGUCCACUCCAUAUUGACAGCUGAAACCAGGGAGUAGGGGAGACUGGGCCAGGGCUACACAGGCCACCUAGUGGUCAAAAUGAUCGAAAUGAGUAGGGAUGACCUUUUAAAGAUUUUAGUACUCACCAAAAUAACAGCUAAUUCAGUGGUGCACACCUGUAAUCCCAGUAACACUGGAGUCUUAGGCAGAAGAUUGGAAAUUCAAGGCCAGACUAGGAAAUUUACAAAGAAAGACCCUGUCUCGAUUUAAAAAGGGGGGGGGUAGUUCAGUGGUACAGUGCUUGCCUCAUAUGCAUGAGGCCCUGGAUUCAAUCCCCAGUACCACAACAAACAAAAAACCUAGCAGCUCACACUGACUACUUAUUAAUGUCAGACUCCAUUCUUACCACUUUGCAUGUAGUCUUGCUGUUUUUUGUUUGUUUGUUUUGAUACCAGGGAUGGAACUCAGGAUCUUGUGCUUGCCAGGCAGGCCCUUAUGCCUCUGAGCUAAAUCCCUGGCCCAUUGAGAAGGUACCUUUUUUUAAAAAAUUUUUUUUUAGCUCAGGCUGAACUUGAGCUCACUUUGCAGCCCUGGCUGAUUUUGAACUCACAGUGAUCCUCUUGCCUCAGCCUCCUGAGUGCUGGGAUUACAGACAUGUUCCACCAUGCCCAGAUGAGAAAGUGACUUGAAAAAAUUUUGUUUUUGAUUUUUGAGACAGGGUCUUGCUAUGUGGGUCAGGCCAUGUAGCCCUGGGUGGCCUUUUACUCUCAGUAAUUUGCUUUCCUCAGUCUCUUGAGAUUAUUAGGCAUGUGCCACUAUGCCCAGCCCAAAAAAAAUUUUUUGAGAUAUGAUCUACUUAUCCCAGGCUGACCUCAAACUUGCAGUCACAUUUGAAAGACAGCUAAAAGCUGGGCAUGGUGGUGCUUGUAAGACUGUGGAUUUCAUAGUGGAGAACAUCCCAACCAAAAGGACUAGUCAGUGCAAAGGCCCUGAGGCUAGCAUGUGCCUGGCAUAUUAGCAGAACAUCACAAAGGCCAUGCGGCUGGAGCACUGAGAGGAAACCAGAGAGGUGGAAGGGACUGCCACAUUGUGUAGGGUGUGGGAAGCCAUGAGCACGAUUCUAGGUUUUACUCCAACUAAGGUGGGAGCCAUGGGAGAAUUCUGAACAGAAGAAAGACUUCCUGGUUUUUUUCAUGUAUGUGAGGGAGGGAAUGGUUAACAGCUCUUCUGAGUGUAAUUCAUGUAUCAUAAAGUCACCCUUGUGAAGUAUACAGUUUGAUGGUUUUUAGUAAUUUUACAGAUUUGUGCACCUAUCACCACAGUCAGUCGUAGAACGUUUCCAUCAUCCCCAAGAAACCUACAUUCUUAAGCUGUCAUCUCCCAGCCUCCCCAGCCCCUGGCAACCGUGAAUCUAUUUUUGUCUUGUAUAGAUUUGCCAGUCCUGGAUGGAGGUCUUGCAUAAACAGACUCAUACAAUCCGUGGCCUUUUGUGACUGGCUUCUUUCACCCAGAUAACGUUUUUGUGCUCAUCAGCGUGAUAGUGUGUGUCAGUCCCAGGUUUAUUUCCCUUGUGAAAUGCUAUUCCCUUGCCUAGAUAGCCUGCAUUUCCUCUGCCCUUUCAUCAGCUGGUGGAGCCUGGGCUGUUUCUGCUUUGAGGCUGUCAUGAAGGAAGCUGACUUGAUCAUUUAUGACCAUGUUUAGUGUGGGCAUGUUUUUAUUUCUCUUGGGCAUAUACCUAGGGGUGGGAUUGCUUUGUCAUAUGGUAGCUGCGCUUAACUUUUUGAGGAACUGCCCCACUGGUUUUUUUUGAGGGAUAGCUUGAGACAGGGUCUCACUCUAGUUCAGGCUGGUCUUGAACUCACUGUGUACCCCAGCCUGGCCUUGAGCUCUUGGUAAUCCUUCUGCCUCAGCCUCCUGAGUGGUGGGGUCACAGGCAUAUACCACUAUGCCAGGCUUACCAGACUAUUUUCUAAAGCCACUGCACCAUUUUUUAUAUCUCCAUGAAUAUAUGAAGGUUCUGGUUUCUCCAUAGACUAACUUUUGCAGUUACAUAUUUGGGGGUUUAGUUUUGUUUUUGUGGUGCUGGGGACUGAAUCCAGGGCCUUCACAUAGAGCUUCAUUUCCAUCCCCACCUUUUGAGAGGAAGCCUCAGUAUGUCAUUCAGGCUGGCCUUGAACUCACUAUGUAGCCUAGGCUGGGCUUGAACUCGUAAUUCUCCUGUCUCACUUUUCAACUGCUGGGAUUACAGGCAUGCACCACUAUGCCUGGCUCUGCCCUAUCUUCAUUUUUCUUUUGAGGACAGGGUCUUGCUAAAUUGCUCACUGAGGACAGCUCAAACUGAUAAUCCUCCUGCCUCAGCCUUCCAGAAUCUGGGAUUACAGGUAUACAGCAUUACAUCUGAGACACGAGGCCUUAGAUUUACACAGGGUCCUUCUGACUGCUCUGGGGAACAGGCUGUGAGGGCCAGGUGUAAAAGCCAGCAGGAGCCUCCAGGAUCCUCCAACAAGGAAGCCACUGUGAUAGCCCACGUGGACUAAGGUGAGGCAGAGGAAAAGCAUUUAGUUCUGGAGAAGCUUUGGGACUGCAUUGUUGGAAUUUGUGGCUACCUGAGUUGUGGAGUGAGCUGAGGGAGUCAAGGAUCACACAGGCACAUGCACACACACACACACACGCCAAAAAAAAAAAAAUUACCACCCAUUGAGAUGUUUAAAGCUGAAGUAAGGGAGGGUGUGGCAGAUGGAAUUAGGGGUGACUUUUGACACUUCGAGAUACCCACCAGACAUUCAGUAGGCCUUGGUCCUUGACUCUGGGAAUUCAAGGCUCCCUUUUAUUAAUCAUUCCUUGAAUCCGAGUCCAGAAUCUGAGUUUCUACCUCCAAAUAAGGGGGGACAAUAAUAUGACCGAGCAGUAGGUUGUCAAGGGGCUGGAGCGGUCCCAGUGCAACUCAAGGUGGGAAGGAAGGUUGUCUCCGGAUGGAAAGGCGGCAGGAGUCCUGUGACCCUCCCCCGCCUCUGCCCUUUGUCCAGGGGAGGGACGGAGGGAGGCAUGACUGGGGUGUCACCCUGUCUUCCCCGGCUCUGAGCUGGGUUUCCUCCUCAGGGCCUGCCCGGCCUGAUCUGCUGAUGAAAACCAGCUGCGGGAGGCGCCGGGCUCGGCAUACGCCCAGGCCCCUCCUCGGCGCCGGCGGACCCCGAUCGGUGGUGGGGGAGUGCCUUGGCUCCCGCUCCCCCAGCCCCCGCAGCCCGGCCCCGGGCCCUGGCACGUCCGGCGCGCCUGAUGCUUUCCAGAUGUGGGCCCUGCUCCCCAACCCAACCUGGCCCUGCUGCGCCCGUGGGGGAGGGGGAAAGGAGCUUGGCUCCCACUCCGGUAUUAAGAGGCUACCAGGAGCCAGUGUCCCCUCCCUUCCCGCGUUGCUUCCAGUCCAGGUUUUAAAAUCUGAGAGUUGGUUAGAGCUGGAGGUGGGGACACGUCUGCUCCUCUUGGACCUCCUCCUCCACUUCUUUUCCAGAGGCCCUCCAAGAGAAAAACCGAAGCCCCGCCCUCUAGACACGCCCACCCAGAGACCGCGCCCAACUAACCUGACCACGCCCCCAAGGCACGCCCCUUGCGCGGCUCUGCUGUUCCUGCGGGGUUGGAAGGCGCGUGGUGUCUGCCCGCAGCCGUCCCUGGGCCUUUCUCCUGUACCCUCUGUGUCUGUGUGUGUCCAGUCUCUCCUGUCCCCGUGUCGCUCUGCAGUCCUCUCUCCAUCUCUGAUUCCUCAAGUCUGUACCUCUCCAAGUGACCGUCUGUGUCCCUAACUGUGUCUCCGUCUUUCCCGCAUCUCUCAGCUCUGAGUUUCGCUGUUCAUCUUCCAUCUUCUGCCUCUGGUCCCUGGCCCCUCCAACUCCAGAGGUCUCCCUCUCCGUCCCACUUCUUUCUGCAGCUCCAGUCCCUGCUUCUAUCUCUCGCAGAGCCCGUGGUGGGCUCCCGGUCCUGAUGGCCUCGGCGCGGGUCGAGUGGCGCCUCGCGGGCCACGGGCGCCGCCGUGUGGUCGGCAGGAAGAUCGGGAGAAGCCCGAGGCCUGCCACGAGAGUGAAAGAGCGAGAGAGACGGUGGGGCCCGACAGUGACACCUGGAGGUGCUCUGCGACGUCGGGAAGGGAGGCCCUGUGACUGUGGCCUAGAGCGAUCAUGGGGGCAUUGAAGGGAACUGCACGUGUGAGCUACGUGCCGAUGACCGUGUGUGACACUGCGAGAUUAGAAGUGCCUGUGCCACAGGGAUACUGCAGGUGACCCUGGAUGGCAUGGGGGAUCAUGUGGUUUGGUCUGAGAGAGAUGCCUUUUGGGGACUCUGUGACAUUGAAAGACCAUAUUUGGAGAGACCUUAUGUGACACUACAUGGAGGGGUGGGGGACAAGAGUGCCAUUUGUGUUGUGGGGCAGGACGAGUGAAGGCUGGGGUCUACCAAGUGCUGGUAUCAGCAGGCAGGGUGAACAUGCAGGGGUCCUGGGGGUGGCAGACAGUGUGAGACGGGCUGUGAGAAAGUAUGUGUGACACGUGUUUCAGGGUUGUGACAGCCACUGAAGUGAGUAUGUACAACACUGGAGAUGGCUUCAUGGGGAUGCGUGAGACAGGGAAUGAGUGUGACAGCCACGUAUGACCCAAAAUGAAGCUCAGCAGUGUGUGCGAAGCUCUGAGGUUGAGAGUGAUUCUAUGAGACCCUGAGUCACCAUGUGUAACUAUGACACUGAAUGGUAUGUGUGUGUGUGUGAGAGAGAGAGGGAGAGAGAGAAAAAGAGAGAGACACAGAGAGAGAGAGACAGAGAGAGACAGACAGACAGACAGGGCCUCUCUCCGUGGUCCCAUGGUGGAGGAAAUGUGUAGGACUGUGUGCCAUCUCAUUGUACCAGAAGAUAUGUGGCUGUCCAUGUGCACUGUUGUACAGGUGGCAUGUCACUAUGUCGGGCACUGAGACUGCGGGAGAAGUUUAAACUGCAAGCCUGUCCGUGUGGCAUUUUGAGAAAUUGUGCCUGAGGGUGACAAAACUUAAUGGUACACUUCGCACCCUGAGAUGGCCUAUCUGCAGUUGUGGAAAUGGCGUCCUAUGCGGUGAGAGAUGGUAACUGUGUGUGGUGUUUGGAGAGAAGUUGUGAGCUUGUGUUGACACAGGUUUCCCAUGAAAGUGAGGCAGCCUGUGUACCCGUUAAGACUGUGUGCCCUUCACUUGGGGGACUUCCCAGGUAUGCUGUUGAGAGAGGCCGCCAGUGAGAGGGUAGCACUGGACAGCUCAGUGUGACUGCAUCAACAGGGUGAGGUGUGUACGAUGCGGUAAGGGGCUGUGUGGUACCGACGGGACAGGCUUAUGUGACUGUGGAACACUGGGUACCUCUGGAGGUGCCCAACUUUCUGUGAGUGUGAGAAACACCCCAAGAAAACAGGAGCGACAGAAACACAGGGGAGAGACAAAGAGAGACAGAGAGACAUAGAGAAGACCCAGAGAGACUCAGGGCUGGUGAGGGUGGCAGCUGCAGGAGAAGGCGGGCCCUGAGGGCUGCACCCCAGGGGAGGGGGCGGGGCAGGCUGGGGAGGGGACCAACCCGGCUGCGGCUCUCAGCCUCAGGCCUGCAGCCAUCCCAGCCCAGCCAUAAGCAGCAACAGCCAUGUCCAACAACAUGGCCAAGAUCGCCGAGGCCCGAAAGACGGUGGAACAACUGAAGCUGGAAGUGAACAUUGAGCGUAUGAAGGUGUCGCAGGCAGCGGCCGAGCUCCUGGCUUUCUGCGAGACGCACGCCAAAGACGACCCGCUGGUGACGCCGGUACCGGCCGCCGAGAAUCCCUUCCGCGACAAGCGCCUCUUUUGCGUCCUUCUGUGAGCCCCUCCCGACAGCUUACCCUUCCUGGCCAAACUACGAGUCCAAUAAAUUUGGUGAUUGUG
This is a messenger RNA of Cavia porcellus (domestic guinea pig), 8491 nucleotides long. RefSeq names its product G protein subunit gamma 8 (gene Gng8). The transcript is spliced from 3 exons. Gene Ontology annotation, molecular function: G-protein beta-subunit binding. Gene Ontology annotation, cellular component: heterotrimeric G-protein complex. The coding region runs from base 8217 to 8429 and encodes 70 amino acids. The record is from RefSeq and is a predicted model, not a curated record. NCBI's taxonomy places the organism in Eukaryota, Metazoa, Chordata, Mammalia, Rodentia, Caviidae. Gene Ontology annotation, biological process: G protein-coupled receptor signaling pathway.